Molecule: messenger RNA, 1506 nt
Organism: Periconia digitata
Lineage: Eukaryota; Fungi; Ascomycota; Dothideomycetes; Pleosporales; Periconiaceae
Source: the annotation of a GenBank genome assembly
UUCUCGACUACUACAACUCGGUGUUGUUGUUUGUUUCUAGGGAACCCGCAACUCUCCUUCUCCUCACUACCUGAUAUACCCGUGGAUACCAUCGAUUGAUAUCUACAAUACCUACUCGAUAUUCGAAAGGAUCGUUGAGCCCGAGAGAAACAAACCAUGGCUCCAAUGGCAAUCACACCGCCGUCCGAAGCACAAGUCGACAAGACAUCCGACCUAACCCUCAGCGGCAUCACGACGGCGCUCCAAAAAACCGCCCCAACACACCUCGACGCAGCAACCCUCACCCCAUCCAUCACGCAACCGCAAAAGCCCGUCCUCGCACAACCCCCUCCCCAACCCCUCCCAGACCUCAACGCCUCCCUCCUCCAAGAAACCCACGCCACACCCUCCCAACUCCGCCCCGUCCCCGCCCUCACCGACCCCCUCCGCGCAACCCAACGCCUAGCCACAGACCACAUGAUCCAAGCCCACUGGAGCCUCAGCACAGGCUGGACAGCGCCGACGCUGACGCCGUACGGCCCGCUCGCCCUGAUGCCGUCGGCGUCGUGCCUGCACUACGCGACCGAGUGCUUCGAAGGGAUGAAGCUGUACCGCGGGCACGACGGCGCGCUGCGGCUGUUCCGGCCCGCGCUCAACUGCAACCGCAUGCUCAUGUCAGCGACGCGCAUCGCGCUGCCCGCGUUCCCCCCCGCCCAGCUCCUUGCCCUCAUCGUCAAGCUCUGCGAGACCGACGGCCCGCGCUGGCUCCCCAAACAUAACCCCGGCCAGUUCCUGUAUAUCCGCCCCACCAUGAUCGCCACCGACCCGGCCAUCGGCGUCCAGCGGCCCACAGAGGCAAUGCUGUUUAUCAUCUUGACUGUCCUGCCGCAAAUGGAUGCUGUGCCCGGCGGCGUCAAGCUGCUCGCCAGCAACGACGACAUGUGUCGUGCGUGGCCCGGCGGGUUCGGGUACGCGAAAGUCGGCGCGAAUUACGGGCCGUCGCUCGUGGCGCAGGGCGAGGCGCGCGCACGCGGCUACGAUCAGAUUCUGUGGCUGUUCGGCGACGACGGCGUCGUGACGGAGGCGGGCGCGAGUAAUUUCUUCGUCGUGUGGAGGGAGAAAGGGACCGGGGUGCUGCAGUUGGUGACUGCCGGGUUGGGAGAGCGGAUUGUGUUGGAUGGGGUUACGAGGAGGAGUGUGCUGGAGCUUGCGAGGGGGAGGCUUGCUAAGGGGACCACGGCGGGGGAGGUCGAGGGGUUGGAGGUGGUGGAGAGGAGGUUUACCAUGGACGAGAUUAGGGUUGCGGCUGAGGAGGGGAGGCUCGUUGAGGCGUUUGCGUCUGGCACCGCGUGGUUUGUUGCCCCGAUUUCAAAGAUUCAUUAUAAAGGUGAGGAUGUGGAGAUUCCGAUGGCUGGCGGGGAUAUGGGGGUUUACACGGGGUUGCUGAAGGGGUGGUUGAAGGGGAUUAUGUGGGGGGAGGAGGCCGAGAGGGAGAAUCCCUGGGGGGUUGUUGUGAACGAGCAGUAG